Messenger RNA from Helianthus annuus (common sunflower), 2762 nucleotides. RefSeq names its product copper methylamine oxidase. Gene Ontology annotation, molecular function: quinone binding; copper ion binding; primary methylamine oxidase activity. The record is from RefSeq and is a predicted model, not a curated record. NCBI's taxonomy places the organism in Eukaryota, Viridiplantae, Streptophyta, Magnoliopsida, Asterales, Asteraceae. The coding region runs from base 201 to 2528 and encodes 775 amino acids. Gene Ontology annotation, biological process: amine metabolic process. The transcript is spliced from 12 exons.
ACCAGUCACUACCUCAAUCAUCCUCUUCUUUACAGAAGCUUUCUGAAUUAUCAUUAUAUUCAGAAACGUAUACAUACACACACAUAUAUAUAUAUCGACUGUUUGUUGUGCUGUUGCUAUAUACCAGUGUGUAUCACUACCACAGUAGUAGUGACUAACUGACUAUACGGCGGUUACAGUGAGAACCAUAACCCUCAGCAAUGGCCUCAACUUCCGAUAAACCGCCACCACUUCUCCGCCGUGAAGCCACUUCCUCCUCCUCCGCCACCGCCGAUGUUGUUCAGGACUGGACCACCGAUCCGUCCGUCGGCGAUCAGAUUCGCCUCCGCGGUACUGCUGCUUCCGUCGAUAACUCUACUCGUCCUGUCGUUGCUCAAACUUCCGCUGCUUCCGCUGCUGCUAAAGGACCUGGGCCGACCAGUAUGGUUAAAGCACAAACUCGCCAUCCACUCGAUCCUCUAGCGGCUGCUGAAAUUUCCAUAGCAGUGGCAACCGUUAGAGCUGCAGGAGCAACACCAGAGGUAAGAGAUAGCAUGCGGUUUAUAGAGGUGGUACUUGUGGAACCAGCAAAAAGUGUGGUUGCAUUAGCGGAUGCAUAUUUUUUUCCACCUUUUCAACCGUCGUUACUACCUAGAACAAAGGGAGGUCCCAUAAUCCCAACUAAACUUCCACCUCGACAAGCUAGACUUAUUGUUUAUAAUAAGAAGUCGAAUGAAACUAGCGUAUGGAUUGUUGAGCUAUCAGAAGUUCAUGCUUUGACUCGUGGUGGUCACCAUAGAGGGAAAGUUAUUUCUUCUAAAGUGGUGCCUGAUGUACAACCUCCAAUGGAUGCAGUAGAAUAUGCAGAAUGCGAAGCCAUUGUAAAGGACUUCCCUCCAUUUAGGGAGGCCAUGAAGAGGAGGGGUAUUGAAGAUAUGGACCUUGUGAUGGUAGAUCCCUGGUGUGUUGGUUACCAUAGUGAAGCUGAUGCUCCUAACCGUAGACUAGCAAAACCGCUUAUUUUCUGUAGAACAGAAAGUGACUGUCCCAUGGAAAACGGUUAUGCCCGCCCAGUUGAGGGAAUUGAUGUUUUAGUCGAUAUGCAAAAUAUGGUGGUGAUAGAAUUCAAAGACAGGAAACUCGUCCCUCUACCGCCAGCCGAUCCAUUGAGAAAUUACACAGCUGGCGAAACAAGAGGCGGUGUAGAUCGAAGUGAUGUGAAACCACUAAACAUUGUUCAACCCGAUGGCCCUAGCUUUCGCGUUAAUGGCCAUUUUGUACAAUGGCAGAAGUGGAAUUUCCGUAUUGGAUUCACUCCUAGGGAGGGUUUGGUCAUUUAUUCUGUCGCAUAUGUUGACGGUAACCGAGGUCGGAGGCCUGUGGCCCACAGAUUAAGCUUUGUAGAAAUGGUGGUCCCUUAUGGUGACCCCAAUGAUCCUCAUUACAGAAAGAACGCAUUUGAUGCAGGGGAAGAUGGACUCGGUAAAAACGCCCAUUCUCUUAAAAAGGGCUGUGAUUGUUUGGGGUACGUCAAGUAUUUUGACGCACACUUAACAAAUUUCACGGGGGGUGUGGAAACAAUUGAAGAUUGUGUUUGUUUACAUGAAGAAGAUGACGGGAUAUUGUGGAAGCAUCAUGAUUGGAGAACCGGUUUAGCUGAAGUAAGACGGUCCAGAAGGCUAGUAGUGUCUUUUAUAUGUACUGUUGCCAACUAUGAAUACGGCUUUUACUGGUAUUUUUAUCAGGAUGGAAAAAUAGAAGCGGAGGUGAAACUAACCGGAAUUCUUAGCUUAGGAGCUUUACAACCUGGUGAAUCUAGAAAAUACGGGACUACAAUUGCACCUGGACUCUAUGCUCCUGUUCAUCAACACUUCUUUGUUGCUAGAAUGGAUAUGUCUGUUGACUGUAAGCCCGGUGAAUCCCACAAUCAGGUGGUUGAGGUGGAUGUUAAAGUUGAAGGACCAGGAGAUGCAAAUGUACACAACAACGCGUUCUACACUGAAGAAAAACUCUUGAAAUCUGAACUCGAAGCAAUACGUGAUUGUAAUCCUUCAUCUGCCCGACAUUGGAUUAUCAGGAAUACAAGAACUGUAAACCGAACCGGUCAAUUGACCGGCUACAAAUUAGUACCUGGAUCAAACUGUUUACCAUUAGGUGGGGCCGAGGCUAAGUUUUUGAGGAGAGCUGCUUUUUUGAUGCACAAUUUGUGGGUCACACAAUAUGAACCCGAAGAAAUGUUUCCUGGUGGAGAGUUCCCUAAUCAGAAUCCACGUGUCGGCGAGGGAUUGGCUACUUGGGUUAAGAAAAAUCGAUCUCUUGAAGAAACGGAUCUGGUUCUUUGGUAUGUAUUUGGAGUGACACAUGUUCCUCGACUGGAAGAUUGGCCUGUUAUGCCUGUAGAACACAUUGGCUUCCGUCUCAUGCCACAUGGAUUCUUCAACUGCUCACCAGCAAUUGAUGUUCCCCCGAGCUCGUCGGCUGACAUGGAAAUGAAGGAAAAUGGAAUGGUAGAUAAAUCGUGCCAUAGUAGUCUCGUUUCAAAGAUAUGAAGAAAAUAUAUGCGACGCCUGUGAUCUGAAAAACUGUUGUGCUUUAGGUCCUUAUGAUGUCUGCACAAUAUUAUUAACUUGUAUUCUUUUACAACAUGAACCAAAAUACUGUGAAAUUGUGGACAGAUUAGGAUGUAACAGAAGUUAUAUCCCAUGUUCUAUCUCAACUCUUAUCAAUUUGCAUUGUAGACUUGUACGGUACAACUUAAUAAUAUACGGUACAAAAUACAAAUC